ACUGAAAGGGGGCCCCAUUAUUCGAAUUGUCCCGUUGACGCGACUGCCUACGUUGCCGGAUGUACCGCGGGCGUGGUCGCUGUUCGCAAUCAAUUUUACCAAAGAGAGAAGGUGAAUUACAUGCCCACCGCAGCACAUAACCUAUGAAAAAGCGACAACCAACGUCAACAACAACAACAACCCUCUUUGGUAACCAGUGGAACGACCACAAAAGUCGCCCCCCUAGUGCGUUUCAGAUGCUCAACCAGCCUCAGGCGAUGUGGUUCGAAUUGGGGCUGGACGCGCGGCCCGAGACCAGCCUCAAGAUGCAGCUGUACGAAAACGUGCGCAACGCCCGGGAGCUGCGGGCCCUGCUGAUGGGCGGCCAGCUGCAGUGCUGCCUCAUCAAGCCGCAGCUGAUUGUGGCGCCGCUGCAGGUGGCAGUGGCAGCGAACAAGGCGCUGAGCAGCAGCCGCAAGCGGACGACCAAAGGCCCCUUCACCGAGAUCCUGUUCAACCUGUCGCCCUCCACCAACAUCAGCCAGAGCUUGGUGAAGUUCGGCAUCGAAGACGGCAGCGACAGUGUGCUGGUGGCGGCCCUGCGGGGCCCCGGCUUCGAGGACGCGGACGAGGCCUUUGCCCGGGUGCAGGGCUGCGCCGUCCACAUUUCGCAGCUGGCCGGGCUCAGCGACGUGGCGGCGAUCAGAAAAACGUACAAAAUCGGCGACGUUGAGCAUCAGAGCGUCGCGCUUUUGGACUCGGUUGUCAGCAGAAUAGCCAGUAAAGAGUAGCGAGUGAGA
Molecule: messenger RNA, 779 nt
Organism: Dendroctonus ponderosae (mountain pine beetle)
Lineage: Eukaryota; Metazoa; Arthropoda; Insecta; Coleoptera; Curculionidae
Product: EKC/KEOPS complex subunit Tprkb
Exons: 1
Coding region: 144-770 (208 amino acids)
Biological process (GO): tRNA threonylcarbamoyladenosine modification; telomere maintenance via recombination
Cellular component (GO): cytosol; nucleus; EKC/KEOPS complex
Source: RefSeq, a predicted model, not a curated record